GUAGAAGUGUAAGGGGCCACUUUGGCCUGGCUUUGAGUUUUUGUAAUCAAGUUUAUUUUUAUUUUUAAAUUGGAGAGUGCGACUACUGUUUAAGUCAGAAGACUGCAUAGGACAGGGGGUACAAAGUCUCCUGGUAUUUGGAGCAUCUUCAUACCUGUCGAUGGUACUUGAGCAGUGUCGCUCAGUUUCAUUGGUUGGUGAGCUUGGGCUUUCUAUCUUGCUAGUCACCACGUCAGGGAACGAUAUUUCUCUCACCAAAAUCCAUUCUCAUGUUUGUUUGGAUUGGCCAUCCAUCUUAUUUGUCUGUUUUGUAGCAUUGGUUUCCUCCUCCAGUGGAACCACUGAAUACACGUUCUUGUUUGACUUCUCUUGUUAUCCUUCAGAACUCCUUUUCCCUUUCAAUCUUAUACAGAGCUCUGAGCAACCUCUGCAAUUUCUCCACGCAGUCUUCCACUUUCUCAAACCAUAGUCUUACGAUUGUCAGGUGGCAGACUUAACUCAUCACUUUGACAACCGAGCGACAAAAGGAUCUUUGCGACUAUGAAGUAAAUGAUGGAGACACCCUUGUUGGACUGAUCGUUCUGUAUGUCUUCAUAGCUAGAGCUUUUUAGAAGCAUGAGAAGCGCGUUCAGGAGGUAUGAGAAAAGUUACAUGCAUCGUGAUGUGGUCACUCAUGUUGCAGUCUCCAGUGCAGAUUUCUUUAUGACAGGCAGCUGUGAUGGUCACAUAAAAUUUUGGAAAAAGAAGCCAUCAGGCAUAGAAUUUGUCAAGCAUUUUCGAUCUCAUCUUGGUCCUAUUGAAGGCUUAGCUGUUAGUGCAGAUGGCUUACUCUGCUGUACAAUCUCCGAUGAUCAUUCUGUAAAGAUUUAUGAUGUGGUCAACUAUGAUAUGAUGGUCAUGAUCAGUUUGCCAUUUGUUCCUGGCACUGUUGAGUGGGUUUUCAAGCAAGGAGAUGCUAAAGCAAAACUUGCAAUCACUGACAGAAACUCACCCGAUGUUCAGAUAUAUGAUGCACGUGCUGGUAGCACUGAACCUAUCAUUUCAAAUAAGAUCCAUAGUGGACCAGUAAAAGUUAUGAAGUACAACCAUGCUUUUGACAUGGUGAUAUCUGCAGAUAGUAAAGGGCUUAUUGAGUACUGGUCUCCUGAAACACUGAAGUUUCCAAAUAAAGGACUUGAAUUCAAGUUCAAGACAGAUACGAACCUUUAUGAUUUGGCAAAAGCUAAGACAACUGUUUCUGCAUUGGAGGUUAGCUCUGAUGGUAAACAAUUUGUAACCACCUCACCUGAUCGAAGGGUGAGAGUGUUUUGGUUUUUGAGUGGAAAAUUACGCCGAACGUAUGAUGAGUCCCUUGAGGUUGCUCAAGAUUUACAAAGAAGUGAUGCACCAUUGUAUCGCUUGGAUGCAAUAGAUUUUGGACGACGAAUGGCCGUAGAAAAGGAGAUAGAAAAAACAGAAAAUGUACCACAACCAAAUGCAGUUUUCGAUGAAAGUUGCAAUUUUCUGCUUUAUGCAACCCUUUUAGGUAUAAAGGUUGUAAAUCUACAUACAAAUAAAGUGGCAAGAAUUCUUGGUAAGGUAGAAAAUAAUGAGAGAUUCUUGCGAGUAGCCUUAUACCAAGGUGGAAGUGGCAGCAAAAGAGUGAAAAGAAUGCCAGCUGCUGCUGCAAAUGUCAUGGAAAAUCGGGAACCGUUUGUAGAUCCCACUAUAUUGUGUUGUGCAUUCAAAAAGCAUCGAAUUUAUUUAUUCAGUCGGAGGGAGCCAGAGGAACCUGAAGAUGCUACAAAAGGAAGGGAUGUGUUCAAUGAAAAACCACCCCCUGAGGAACUCAUGGCAGUGUCAGAUAUUGGCAAGGCUGUUACAACAUCUCUACCUGACAACGUGAUAAUGCAUUCCACUCUGGGAGAUAUACACCUGCGGCUGUAUCCAGAAGAGUGCCCUAAGACGGUUGAGAACUUCACCACACAUUGCAGAAAUGGGUAUUAUGACAAUCUGAUUUUCCAUCGAGUUAUCAAAGGCUUUAUGAUCCAAACAGGUGAUCCUCUUGGAGAUGGUACAGGUGGUCAGUCCAUCUGGGGAAGUGAGUUUGAGGAUGAAUUUCACAAAAGUCUGCGACAUGACCGACCCUUUACUUUAUCAAUGGCAAAUGCUGGUCCAAAUACAAAUGGCUCUCAAUUUUUCAUCACAACCGUUGCGACUCCAUGGCUAGACAAUAAGCAUACAGUGUUUGGACGAGUCGUGAAAGGAAUGGAUGUUGUGCAGGCAAUAGAAAAAGUGAAGACUGACAGGAACGACAAACCAUAUCAAGAUAUAAAGAUUUUGAAUGUGACAGUUCCCAAGUCAUAAUGAGAGCAGUGCCGGUGCUAUGCUUAUUGUCAUUUUAUAUGUAUUUGACAGCUGAUUUAAUGAGAGUAUGGAUGGGGAAAGGAGGGAAACCAAUGAGAAUAACAUGAAGUUUGGCGAAACAAAUAAGUUGAUUUCUGCACUACAAAAGAAUUUACUUUGACCUUUUUUCAUAUUUGAUUUUUCAUUAUAUUGUGUUCUAUUAUGGCUACUGUUUAUUUUCCAAAGCAUCAGAAACCUCUGGAAUUGAGAGCUUUGAUUAGAAGCUAGUAUUUUGCUCCACGAUUCGCAUCAUGUUCAUGUUCCACACAAAUUUUUCAUUGGAUAUGCAUUAUCUCUGAAUGGCCUCUGAGCAUGUUGUGAGCAAUGUUCAGUUUCACCAUUGAAAUCGCUAGUCCCUUUGACAUCACAAUAGACAUGAGAAGUCUUCUUUUUCUCCAGUUAAAGAUGGCUGGGGAAUUCAUGUAAAAGAUAAAAUUUCAUCCAGAUUCUAUUAUCUAUUACAGCCAUGUUAUUGAAAUAUUAGUUCUUUUAAGGUCUGGUGAAUAAAAUGGCCUCUAUAAGCAUUUUGUUAAAAAAGGUUCCUAAAAAUAUAAGGAAUUUCAGGACUUCACGCAACCUCGAUUUUUAUGAUAUUUUGGGAAGUGAAAGUGAAGUUCUUCUCUUUGCAUUA
Molecule: messenger RNA, 3016 nt
Organism: Cryptomeria japonica (Japanese cedar)
Lineage: Eukaryota; Viridiplantae; Streptophyta; Pinopsida; Cupressales; Cupressaceae
Product: peptidyl-prolyl cis-trans isomerase CYP71
Exons: 13
Coding region: 616-2346 (576 amino acids)
Biological process (GO): protein peptidyl-prolyl isomerization; protein folding
Molecular function (GO): peptidyl-prolyl cis-trans isomerase activity; protein binding
Source: RefSeq, a predicted model, not a curated record